AGCUAGUAAUGGAAAAGCAACCUUGGACAUGAUGUGGGCUGUGACGAUCAGCCUCAGCCUCAUUGCUCCUGGCAAAUCUGUGGAGACUCACAUCAUAAACAUUUCAUAGGGAUGACAUCCCUUAUCUGCCGGCCAAGAAGUCGUGAAACUGUCACGUCUGGCACGACAGCUUGUGCAUAAACACAUUUGGCUUGAUGCACCUGCAGAUACGUAUUUUUGCCACAUGACUUUUGAAGUAUUUGGAAAAAAAAUGUAAUAUCUAACUUGCAGCUGCGGAGAUUUAUUUCUGCUCUGUCCUUGAAACUUCUCUCAGUAGACUGAUAGACGGAAUUUUUUUUUCUCUGGACUUUCUUCAUCACUCCUCACUGUUUUCCUCAUUAGCAUGUCUUUAUUCCUUCAAAUGCACUUUCCACUCUCUUUGCCAGCAAGUAUUUUCCCCCUGUUACUAUUCAGCGCGCAGCACUCAUUGUGGACUCAUACAGGAACUAGUUGCAGACCUAGUGCUGACUUGAGCUGAACAAAGCAAAAACAGGUUUAACAAAUAAAAAUCAGCAUGGAAGGAAUGGGUUAAGGAUCUCUGUCCAUUAUGCUGAGGUGGGAGAAUUCAUCACCCAUAGCUACGUCAUAUUUUUGAGCAGACAGGAAGAUCUCUAGAUAACGCCGAGCACUCUAGUCUCUUGGAACUUCUUUGGAAGUUUAUUGCGGUGAGCUUGGCAGCCAACAUGCUCACUUUCUUCACGAGAAAAGGGCCCAUGCACACUCCUCCGGACCCCAAACUCUACUACCUCCUCCUAAACCUCUGUUUUUGUGUAACAGCUUGGCCACGUGGGGACAACUGCCCGAGCUCUGAGUGGAGCGUCAUGUGUCGUCCCUGCUGUGAGUACCAGCUGAUCCAGUGCCGGUGUCCCUCAAAAGGGUCGAGGGUGGGCUACACUGUUCCCUGCUGCCGCAAUGCUCUGGAUCAGUGUGACCCCUGUAUCAUUCACCCAGGCUGCAGUCUGUUUGAGAACUGUAAAACCUGCCACAAUGGAACAUGGAAAGCCAAUGACGACUUCUUCGUGAAUGGAAAGUAUUGUACCGAGUGUCGCCAAGGCUGGAGUGGCGGGGACUGUAAAACAUGCGGAGGCGUCAUUCAGCGGGCUCAGGGCCACAUAGCCCUGGAGAGCUACCCAACAAAUGCCCGGUGUGAAUGGACAGUGCAAGCGCAGGGGGGCAGCAACAUCGAGCUGAGGUUUUCGCUGCUCAGUCUGGAGUCCGACCACAACUGUCGUUACGACUAUGUCGAGGUGCGCGACGGCUACAGUCUGAGCUCCCCUGUGAUUGGCCGAUUCUGUGGGGAUCGGCUGCCUCCUCCAAUAACGAGCUCUGGGAAGUACUUGCACAUCCUGUUCACCUCGGAUGGCUACAACAACUUUGAUGGCUUUGUUCUUACUUUUCAGCAGAGUUCAGAAAAUAUCCCCACAGUUUCAGCCAUCAAGAAUCAAGCGUGUGCAACCGCAGAGAAACCGGUGAAUGGAUAUUUUCUACCUGUAUAUGGCCCAAAGGAGGAGCUUGUAUCUGUGAACUACCGGUGCCAUCCGCCUUUCACGCUUAUCGGCUCCCAGCAGAGGAUCUGUCAGCCUAAUGGCACGUGGAGUGGUACAGUUCCCACGUGUUUAAAAGGCCAAACAAGCAGAGUCCGGUGUUCCCCUCCACCCAAACUGCUCAAUGGCUACCACAGACCUGCUCCUGGUGCGGCGGGGGGUCCAGAGACUAUUGAGUUUUUCUGCAAAAAAUCCUACAUUCUGAGUGGAAACCACCAGAGUACCUGCUUCUCUAAUGGAUCCUGGAGUAGCAGGCCACCCAAGUGUGUGAGAGCAUGUCGAGAGCCCAAAGUGUCUGAACUUGUGCGUCAAAGUGUUGUGAUGCCACAUCUUAAAUCAAGGGAGGAUCCAGACCAAAGACUCUCAUCCAGGUACAACAUGCACGAUUUAUUGGCAGCUGGUUUUAUUCCUCUUAGAUUUGAUAAACAGUCAAAGAAGGACGACAGCGCCUUCGUGGAGCUUCCUCGUGGCUUUCACGCCGUCUACACGAGCAUAGAGUACAAGUGUGCCUCCCCGCUCUACCGCCACACAGGGAGCUCCAGACGCACCUGUUUGAAGACUGGCAGGUGGAGUGGACGCCAUGUUUCCUGCUCACCAGUUUGUGGCAAAUUCGACACUUUCAGUCCAGACAACCUCACAGACACUCAGUGGCCGUGGCACGCAGCCAUCUAUAUCCGCUCACCUCCUGACCAUACUGCCAGCACCCACAGGCCACCUGGAAUAGCCGUGUCUCUCCAGCAGGGGGCCUCAGAGGAGUCCACAUUCUGGUACCUGGCCUGCAGCGGGGCUUUGCUCGCCCAGCGAAGCAUCCUGGUUUCAGCUCAGUGUGUGGUAGACAAGGACAAGCUGCAGACCCUUCACCCGGCACAAGUGAAGGUUGUCAUAGGCACGCAGCACCAGACAUCCAAGGAUUGGCUGAAAAGCAUGAACCACCUCAGGGUUUCAGACAUUUUAGUCCAUCCAGACUCUGAUGUGGCUGUGCUCAAGCUGAAAGACAAGGCCAAGAUUAGCGAGCGUGUGCUGCCAGUGUGUCUACCCAAAGUGCAAGGAGGAGAGGUGACAGCGCAGGAGGCUUACACUGCGAGCUGGAUUUUGCCAAACGAUUACGGGCACCUGAGCCGCUACGCUCCCUCGAGCCAGACGAAACUUGUUCAGUUGGGUGACGUUGCGCAAUGUGAAAGAGAAUUUGCUCAAGGAGGAGCGCAUACCGCAUUGAUCAGUGACAAUACACUGUGUGUCAUUAGAAAACCGUCCAGCCUUCAAAGCCCUUGCCCCAGCGUCGUUCCAGGCAUCACAACCACGCCAGUUGUGUUUUCAUCCACAAGCGGCGUCUUGUCGGGUCACGAAGAGACUGAGGAGGCCUUCGGCGCAGGCUGGCAGCUUCUUGGUUUAGAGAGCUUCAGCUAUAAAGAAAAGCGGUGCAACCAACAGACUCACGCAGUUCAGACGCGAAUCAGCAACUUUCGAGACUGGAUAGAGAAAAACAUGAAGUAGAUUUUUAUUUCUCUGUAUCUCAUGUAAAGCUUCAUUUCAGCAACUUAAAUCUGAAAUGGACAUUUAUUUAUGUUUGUAGCUGGAAGUGGUGGAGAUGGAGCCCACAGUGAGAACGUUUGCUGUGAUUAUUUUCUAUCUGUGUUAGUAUCAUAUAAAGCGAGAGCUGUUCUCCUCUCCCCCCGUUCACUCCACUCUUAUCUCUUCUGUGUGCAUGUUAUUUUUCUGUAUCGGGGGCCACCUCCACUUCAAAAAAACUCACCCUGAGCCUGUUAAAAUACACUCCCACAUACUCAUGAUCUUUGAAUGUUACCUUGUGUUUGUGAAGUGUGUUUUUCAGAACAGAGGAUAAUGAUUGCGCUUUAAAAAGAAAAGAAGAAAUUUUCCAGAAGCCAUGUUGAGUGUUUGAUGUUCAAUGUUAGUGCGCUCUGCCCAGCUGGAAAAUUGAGCCGAUGGCAUUAUCACCUUAAGAAUG
Messenger RNA from Chelmon rostratus (copperband butterflyfish), 3549 nucleotides. It is a transcript of the gene pamr1a, whose product is annotated as peptidase domain containing associated with muscle regeneration 1a. The record is from RefSeq and is a predicted model, not a curated record. The transcript has 11 exons. Gene Ontology annotation, molecular function: serine-type endopeptidase activity. Bases 723 to 3077 code for a protein of 784 amino acids. Gene Ontology annotation, biological process: proteolysis. Lineage: Eukaryota; Metazoa; Chordata; Actinopteri; Chaetodontiformes; Chaetodontidae.